Drosophila eugracilis is the source of this 4837-nucleotide messenger RNA. RefSeq names its product NADPH oxidase 5 (gene Nox). NCBI's taxonomy places the organism in Eukaryota, Metazoa, Arthropoda, Insecta, Diptera, Drosophilidae. The transcript is spliced from 14 exons. Bases 554 to 4573 code for a protein of 1339 amino acids. Gene Ontology annotation, biological process: defense response; superoxide anion generation. The record is from RefSeq and is a predicted model, not a curated record. Gene Ontology annotation, cellular component: plasma membrane; NADPH oxidase complex. Gene Ontology annotation, molecular function: superoxide-generating NAD(P)H oxidase activity; calcium ion binding.
CCGCCGAUUGGUGUUGCUUCUUAACUUAGUCGCGUCGUCGUGUUGCUGCUGUGCCUUCGCCGUCGUCGUCGUCGUGUUGCUUUCGUACCGUCGUCGUGUUGCAGCUGUGCUUAAACCACCGACGCAAGGAUAAUACCCCAUUAAUACCCAAUCGUACACCUUUGGCAUGUAUUGAUUCUGAGUGCCAAUUUAGAGUGGUUCAGUCCUCAUUUUCAACGUCGUGUUGCCGCGGUGCAGUCGAUAUAUUGCAGCGUGUUGCUGCUGUGACUUGAACACCGUCGCGAGGAUAAUACCUAGAAUAAAUAUCUCACUCCUAUGGCAUAGUGUGAACUUGAGUAUUAAGUUUGUGUUGCUUCCAACCCAAAUCCCAAAGUUGUGUUGUUGCUGUGUAAAAGUGUUGCUGGCGUUAAAAUUGUGUGUCUUUGUGUUGCUGCUGUGUCCUAACCAUAGACGCAAGGAUAACAUAAUAUCCCAGUCGUUUGGCAUGCGGUGAACCUAAGAGUCAAGUGCCUUUGGUGAUUCCCCUAAGUUAGUCUUCUUCCCCGCCAAGGACAUGGACACGGAACAGGAUUCUAACAACCAUCGCGGUUCGGUCUCCUCCAGCCGUUCCUUAGAGAUACCUGCCACGCCUUCGCGUUCCCCCAAGAAAGUGUCCUUCUCCGACGAGCUGCCGCAAUCCCAAACUCCUGCCCAGCAACCCGUCCAACAGCAACCAGCUCCCACAGGUGUGAGUCACGUGCUCCAGCAGGCUGCCCAAUAUCUAGAGAGAUUGCAUGGCGCACGCGAUACUCCCGAAGAAAAGGCAGAGGAAGUACAGCCAGAUGGUGAUAGUAGUGAUAGUAGCCUUAGCGAACCCGCCGUUCUGGAUUUGGAUGCAGUGGAUUUGAGUGCUAAUGAAGCGGCGGCAAAUGUUGGCCCAAUUGUAAUGGCCAGCUCGCCAAGUAUUCUAGUUGCCAGCGUUGGCAAGCAGGAAGCGAUUGCUAGUGCAAAUGUAAAUGGAAAUGGAAAUCCGAAUCAGCGGCAAUCAAAUUUGUACAUGGAACGAUACAACCUCAAUUUAGAUAAGAACUGCAGCUCCAUGGAGCUGGAGGCGCGCCGGGAGAAGCAGCGCUGGCUGCUCAUAUCCGAGUGCAGUGCAAUUUUUGAUGAGGGCGAGGGUAAACACACAAGGGAGGCCUUCCGCAAGCUUUUCCUGGAUGAGGAAUUCCAGCAGAAGCUCUUCCAGCUGUUUGAUCUCGAGCGGAAUGGCUAUCUCCUGCAAGAUCGCUGGAUCGAACAUCUAAAGGGUCGGCUAACCGACGAUCGACAGAUGGACUUUGCCGAACAAAUUGAAUCGGUGGCCUAUGUGAUCUGCGGUGAAAACAAGAGAGUGACCUUCAAGAACUUUCGUGAUAUAUGGCACACAAGGGGGAUUCUUGAUAAGCUAUAUCGCUUGAUAGAGGUAGAUGGCAGCAACUUGAUAUCCACCAACCAGGUGAUGGAGUUCAUUUCACACCUCACUAACUCCCGACCAAGGACUGGAUUCGACAAGAGUUCACUGGCCCGACUGGAACAACUCUUUCGAACCACCGUGGGAAACGAGCAAGAGAUUCGAAGGGAGGAAUUCCAGAAGAUCGUCACCUCGAAAAAUCCUUUCUUCACGGAGCGGGUCUUCCAAAUCUUCGACAAGGACAAUUCGGGUUCCAUAUCGCUGCAGGAGUUUAUCGAUGCCAUACAUCAGUUCUCUGGUCAAUCGGCUGAUGACAAGAUUCGCUUUUUGUUUAAAGUCUACGAUAUAGAUGGUGACGGACUCAUCCAGCACAAGGAGCUACAUGAUGUCAUACGACACUGCAUUAAGGAGAACGGUAUGGAGUUCUCAGAGGACCAGAUCGAAGACCUAACCAGCGCCAUGUUUGAGGAUGCCGAUCCCCACAACAGUGGAGAAAUCACUUACGAGGCCCUAAAGAACCAACUACACAAGCAUGGUGGCCUCCUGGAGAAUCUUAGCAUAACAAUCGAUCGCUGGCUAGUUCCCAUCGCAGAGGAUCGCCAAGCGGGAGGGGCAGCUAAGAGCGGAUUUUGGAACUCCCUGCCUCAUCAGUUCUCGUUGGCCUAUAUGAAAAAUAACCAGGUCUUCGUCACGUACCUCUUCUUCUAUAUAACCGUCAACCUGUGCCUCUUCAUAUCCCGCGCCAUCCAGUACCGAGCUAGUAAUGGAUUCGUUAUCAUAGCCAGAGCUUGUGGACAAUGCUUGAACUUCAACUGUGCCUGGGUCUUAGUACUUAUGUUGCGACACUCGCUGACUUACCUGAGGGGGCGUGGUCUGUCAUCGUAUCUUCCACUGGAUCACCAUGUCUAUCUGCACAAGCUCACGGGCAUCACGAUCUCCGUAUUCAGCUUAGUACAUACGAUCAUGCAUCUCUUCAACUUCUCCAUCAUCGUGAUAAACGAUCCGAACAUUAAUGCUGGACACUACACCAUUGGUGAAUGGUUGCUCACAGAUCGUCCUGGAUUGUUUGGCUUGAUACCGGGUUGUGCUAAUCCAACGGGAGUAGCUCUUUUGGCCAUCUUGGUGGUUAUGUUUGUGUGCUCACAACCUUUCGUUCGGCGAAAGGGCAGCUUCGAGGUGUUCUACUGGACGCAUCUGCUGUACGUGCCUUUCUGGAUACUGUGCCUAUUCCAUGGACCCAAUUUCUGGAAGUGGUUCCUGCUGCCAGGACUCGUUUACAUAGUAGAGCGGGCACUUCGGUUUAUUUGGAUGAGGGGAGAGCAUGGCAAGACAUAUAUCAGUUCUGGGUUGCUUUUGCCUUCCAAGGUGGUCCACCUAGUGAUUAAACGGCCUCAUCACUUUAAUUUCCGACCCGGAGACUACGUCUUUGUGAACAUUCCGGCCAUUGCCAACUACGAGUGGCAUCCGUUUACCAUUAGUUCAGCGCCUGAGCAGGAAGACUACAUGUGGUUGCACAUACGCACUGUUGGUGAGUGGACCAAUCGCUUGUAUCGAUACUUUGAGAGGGAGCAGCAGAAGUUGCAGCAGAAUGGUUCCUCACAGGAGAUUCCCCAACACAUGCAUGCUAUACCCACGCCAAGUUUUAUGCUGCUCAACGAAGCUCGAAAUCCUGCGAUGUCCGGAGAAAGAUCUGCCACGCCACAAACAGAUUUUCUGGCCAAAAAUCUAGCUGUUCAGGCAGUGCCGCCAGUGCGUCCUCCACGACAGAAUCGCAAGCCUACAACAGGAACAGCUCCCGAAACUCCAGUCACAGGAGUUAACCGUAUUCGCAGCAUCAAGAAGACUCUUCAGCGUACUUUCUCCCGGAAGGAGGCAGCGGAGCCCAAGAAGGGCAUGUCGAAUGGCUCCUUCCUUAGUGAUGGCGACCGGGAGGACCCCAACCUGAAGCAGAGGCCGCUGGAGAAAAGCAUCUCCUUGCCGGAUAUUAGUGUGAAGAGUAAAAAGAGAAGUCGGCUCAAGGCCCUACGAGCUUUGGGUCGCUCUGAAUCCGAGUCUGCCUUUGAUGAGAAGCGAGUUCGCCGCGCCAGGAACAACAGUGUAGGAUUGGCUUACCUCAGCCCUCAGAACAAGUCGCUGGCACAAAGUUUCCGCUACAUGCGCACGAAGCCGACGAUUAUUGCCUUUAAGACGCCCAGCAUGGAAGAGCGGGAGCAUCAGUUGUCGGCCGGUGAAGCCAAUGGAGCAAGUCCCGCCAGCCGAGCAGAGCAGGGUCAGCUGGGUUCCAAAAUGGAUCCAGUUGACAAGUUACAGGUAGCCAGACUCAGUCUGGCAGCCGAAGUGGCCUCCAAGCCAUUGGAGGACCAAACACAAACGGGCUCGGGCAGUAGAAAGUCCAUUCUGCGGCGUCCCACAUUUCUGCGCACCCUAUCCACCUCCAUAAAUAACAGAACAGGCGGAGGCGGUGGUGGAUCAACUGGUAGCUCCACAACUAACAGCGGUGGCAAAGUCACACUCGAUGCGGGAGUCAUGGAGAUCUUCAUCGACGGGCCUUAUGGAGCGCCCUCAAGUCACAUCUUCGGGGCUCAGCAUGCGGUGCUUAUUGGCACGGGUAUUGGAGUCACACCGUUUGCCUCCAUCCUCCAGUCUAUCAUGCACAGAUACUGGAAGGCCCGUCAUAGCUGCCCGAGAUGUCAGUUCGAAUGGGCCAGUGAAAUACCCAAGUCUGUGAUGAACCUGCGGAAGGUGGACUUCUUUUGGAUCAACAGGGAUCAACGAUCCUUUGAAUGGUUCGUCAACCUCCUGUCCCAACUGGAGAUCGAACAAGCAGAGCUGGGUGGCGCAAUGGAGCGCUUCCUGGACAUGCACAUGUACAUAACAAGUGCGCUGCAAAGAACGGAUAUGAAAGCAGUUGGUCUUCAAUUAGCUUUGGAUUUGCUACACGAAAAGGGCAAGCGGGAUCUGAUAACUGGUCUGAAAACUCGUACGAAUGCCGGCAGACCCAACUGGGAUAAGGUGUUCAAACAGCUGCAGGCCCAGCAAAAGGGCAAGGUUACCGUUUUCUACUGCGGACCACCACAGUUGGCCAAAACACUGAGAUACAAGUGCGACCAGUACGGAUUCGCCUUUCGUAAGGAGUGCUUCUGAACAAGCCACAUCUCUUGCCCUCAUCCAUCUCCUCGUCCACUUUCAUCUCAUCUCUUGCUCUGUAUCAACCCUCCUUCGUUCAUCUUGUUCUCAUUUGCAUAAGCAACGGGUUUAUUUCGGGUUCGGUUCGGUUUAGCUUAGCUUAGAUGGCUAUUUAUUCGUCACCUGUCUUGUUGCCUCAUUGUUGAGUGUGUCCCCCAGCUUGUAAAUAUCUAUAUCUAUAUGUAUAAUCUAUGUACUCAUGCAAUAAAGUUUGUUACCCAA